Cuscuta campestris is the source of this 1109-nucleotide messenger RNA. Lineage: Eukaryota; Viridiplantae; Streptophyta; Magnoliopsida; Solanales; Convolvulaceae. The record is from the annotation of a GenBank genome assembly.
CUUCUCCGCCGUCGCAACGGUUCCCCGAAACGGUGGCGCUGCUCACUCGCACUCUCCACUGCAGUUACUCACUUAUCGGCAAUUUCCACUGCAUUUCUCCCUCUCCCUUCUCUCUUCCUUCAGUUCGUUUUGAAAGUUGUGUACGGAAGGGCAUAAACAUGAUUGGUUCUUUACUCACCAGAGUGUUUAUAUUAAUCUUUGGUUAUGCUUAUCCUGCAUAUGAGUGCUUUAAAUCUGUGGAAAUGAACAAGCCGGAUUAUCAGCAACUUCGUUUUUGGUGCCAGUACUGGAUCAUAGUUGCAAUAAUGGCAGUUUCUGAAAAGAUUGGUGAUGCCUUUAUUUCAUGGAUUCCAAUGUAUAGUGAAGCUAAGCUGGCAUUCUACAUAUAUUUGUGGUUUCCAAAAACCAAGGGAACAACAUAUGUAUAUAAUUCAUUCUUUAGACCAUUGGUUCUAAAGCAUGAACAUGAAAUUGACCAUAACCUAUUGGAGUUAAGGAUUAAAGCUGGAGAUAUUGCACUUAUGUACUGGCAAAGAGCGGCUAGUUAUGGUCAGACGAGAGUGUUUGAAAUCCUGCAGUUUAUUGUUACACAAUCAAGUUCAUUUGGAUCAUCUCCUUCUGCACAGCCACAAAAGCAAGGCAACACUAAUACUUCGUCAACCCAAACACCCAUAGCUGUGCCUGUAACAACAAAACCAGAGAAUGAAGAAAAAAGUCCUCCUGUUACAAGUGAACCUUCAACUGAGCAUAAAAAAGAUGCAGCAGAAGGGGCCCCACCUUCGGAACCACAACCAACAGCUCCACCCACCCCUUCCAGUGACAAAAAACCAACACUAAAAGAACUCAUCCUCACUGAAAUAUCAGGAAAGGCUUCAAGCUCUGAAGGAGGUGAGCUUCAACUGGUAAGCACAAGUGCGAAGGCCACUGCAGUUGCAGAAACUCUCCCUGAGAAAGGCCCUCGUCGUUCUAGGUUCCGCAAGAACCGUACUGCUGCCCAAUGACAUUUCCCUAAGUUUUUUUCUUCAUACGGUGUACAUUUUUUUUUGGUUUUUUUAUAAAUGUGUACUUAAUAGUCAAUAUUGUAUUGGAGAACUUAUCCUAGAAACAUA